AUGGCCACCACCUCCAUGCAGGGCCUGCCGCCCCGUCACGACGGCUUCCAUCUCGAUCCUCCAUUGUACUAUCCUCCAACCUUGCAGUCGCAAGGUAGCCCUUUCGAGAAAACGAAUCCCAGCUUUCCCUUCUACCAGCCGCCGCCCAAGUCCAAACUCCCACAAACCACCGAGGAAGCGAAGGCGAACUUCUCCCAAACCGCUGAGCGAACCGUUGAACAGCCGCUCGAACAUACGACAGGUCAGGAACAUGCGACAAGUCAGAAGGCAGAGUCGCAUAUAGACAUGAGCGUGGAGUUAUCCGAAAGAAUUCAUGUCGUUGGCUUCACUCAACACGCCAAGCUCAUGAUUCACGCUCUUGCCGCAGUGCCCAAUCUGCCCCCACCAGCCGUACUGGCUCACCACCCUUCUGUCAUGACGCGAUGGGGCGAGGAGGGCAGAAACAUUAGCGUAUUCGAUACCCUCGGUCAGCAUGUUUCUUCCCGCGAUGUUCUUUGUCCCGAGUACAUUGGUUUCCACGGCCGUGGUCGACGCCGCCAUUAUCCUCUCGGAAAUCAGGAAGUGGAUUAUCUUGACAAUAUCAUUGUUGAUACAGCCUCAUGGGCAGUACUUCCUUCGUUGCGUGGUCUGCGCCACCGUAUUGAUCAGCGAACAACAAUCUGCUUGCAGCAUCCAGGUCUUGGGGUUAUGGAAAUCCUGAACGAGAAAGUCUUUGACGACCCAACCCUGAGACCGAACUUCGUGCUUGGACACACCACCCAUAAAGUACUGAACCACUCCAAACGUACGUACUCUUUGAGACAUGCCAUCCCUGGCAAGUUGAUGCUUCACGGCGUCGACAAAAUCAAAGAAUCUAAAUCGGGGAUGUCGGAGCCGUCAUAUCUCGCUAUGCGAUACACGCAGCAUUUCAUCAAUCUAAUGUCGACAACGGACAGUCUUGGUACUGUGGCUCUGCCUUGGGACCUUUUCUUGGCCAACAAACUGCCACUCAUGGUUUUCUCCUCUCUCGCGGAUACGAUCUCCGUCAUUCUGGGAUGCCGUUUCUAUCAGAUCAGGCGGGAUGAGCACGCUAUGUGCUUGUGGGAGAGCCUUCUGGACGAGACAGUCGCUAUCAUCUCGGCGUUUCCAGAGUUCAAGCGCCGACCUGAUCUCUUAGACCAUUUCACAAGAGAAUCAUUCUCGAAGAAACUGUAUCACCAUCUGGGAAAGCAAUCGGACAAUUACAGUCAUUGGAUAACGUGGAUUCGGCAUGGUGUGAUCCCGCCCAUUGAUUUCCUCAACGGCUACUUCAUCAAGAGGGCCAAAGAGCUCGGGGUCGAUCAUAGACAGCACAGCAUGGCCAUGUCCAUGGUCAAGGCGCGGCAGAAGGCGAGGCGGCAAGAGCUGCUGAACGACAUUCCGCUGGGUAUGAGUCCCUACAUGAUGGAUGGGGACAUGAUUGGUGGCGGCCAAGGCGAGGACGACGAGUCGGGCCUGGAUCUAGAAUUAGAGAUUUGA
This is a messenger RNA of Anthostomella pinea, 1497 nucleotides long. The record is from the annotation of a GenBank genome assembly. Lineage: Eukaryota; Fungi; Ascomycota; Sordariomycetes; Xylariales; Xylariaceae.